Paracoccidioides brasiliensis Pb18 is the source of this 1713-nucleotide messenger RNA. RefSeq lists its product as uncharacterized. Gene Ontology annotation, molecular function: amino acid transmembrane transporter activity. Gene Ontology annotation, biological process: amino acid transmembrane transport. Gene Ontology annotation, cellular component: membrane. The record is from RefSeq and is a predicted model, not a curated record. The transcript has 4 exons. Bases 1 to 1713 code for a protein of 570 amino acids.
AUGGAAAAAGACGACAAAGAAAAGGGUUUCAAGGCGGACCCUCCCGCUGCCCCCUUGCCAGCCUACGAUGAAAUCACCAGCGCUCCUGUCCAUGAAGGGACGGUCGAAGGCCAGGCUCAGUUGAGUUUCUGGACACGCAUGGGAUGUACGUCUGAGUCGUUCAAAAGGAGGACCCUCGCAGACAAGCACAACCAAUUGAACCAGACCCUGAAGAGUCGACAUUUGCAUAUGAUUGCGAUUGGUGGCAGCAUUGGCGCUGGUUUGUUCGUGGGCUCUGGAGGUUCGCUGUCCACUGGCGGACCAGCUUCGGUACUGAUCGAUUUCGCCAUUAUUGGUGUGAUGAUGUUCAACGUUGUGUACGCUCUUGGCGAACUGGCGAUCAUGUACCCAAUCUCUGGAGGUUUCUAUACCUAUUCCACGCGGUUCAUUGAUCCAUCAUGGGGCUUUGCCAUGGGUUGGAAUUACGUUUUCCAAUGGGCGAUUGUUUUACCCCUCGAACUUACUGUUGCAGCCAUGACUAUCGGAUACUGGCAAGUUGAUGUCAGUAUAGGAGUCUGGAUCACGCUUUUCCUGGUUGCUAUUAUUCUCAUAAAUGUCUUCGGCGUCCUCGGCUACGGAGAGGAGGAAUUUUGGAGCAGUUGUCUAAAGCUUGCUGCUAUCAUCAUCUUCAUGAUCAUCGCCCUGAUUUGUGUCUGCGGUGGUGGACCUGAGAGGGGCCUUUAUUCGAAGUACUGGGGAGCCCGGCUUUGGUAUAACCCUGGCGCAUUCGCUGGUGGCUUCAAGGGCUUCUGCGCCGUCUUCGUUACUGCAGCUUUUGCUUUCUCUGGAACAGAGUUGGUCGGUCUCGCUGCGGCAGAAUCCAAAACACCUGUUAAAUCUUUGCCUUCCGCAGUGAAGCAGGUCUUUUGGCGUAUCACGUUGUUUUAUAUCCUCGCUCUCUUCUUUGUCGGUCUCCUCGUCCGCCAUGAUGAUCCUCGGUUGCUCGGAAGUGGCUAUAUUGAUGUGAAAGCCUCUCCGUUUGUCAUUGCUGCCAAGGAUGCUGGACUUGACGGGUUUGACAGCUUCAUGAACGUGGUUAUCCUAAUUUCCGUUUUGUCCAUUGGAAAUUCAAGUGUCUAUGGUGGUUCCCGAACCCUGACAGCUCUGGCUGAGCAAGGGUAUGCCCCUAAGCUUUUUGCCUACGUUGAUCGUGCCGGCAGACCUUUGGUAUCAACAGUUACCAUUAUUAUCUUCGGCGCCCUAGCCUAUAUCAAUUUGACCGCCAAGGGUGAGGAUAUCUUUGCCUGGCUCCUUGCUCUCUCCGGUCUUGCUGCACUGUUUACAUGGGGAAGUAUCUGCUUCGCGCACAUUCGCUUCCGCGCUGCCUGGGCUUACCACGGCCACUCCGUUGCUGAACUUCCAUUCACAGCUGCUUGGGGUGUUUGGGGAUCGUGGUUCGGUCUGGCUCUAGUUGUAAUUGUUCUUAUUGCACAGUUCUACGUCGCGGUUGCUCCUCGGAAUGCAGAGGCUUUCUUCAAGUCAUACCUGGCGGCCCCGAUUGUUCUGUGCUUUUGGGUCUGUGGUUAUUUCUGGAAGGGACAAGGCUGGCUGAAGAUUAGCCAGAUCGAUGUUGAUUCUGGACGCCGCGAAAUCGACUGGGAGGAGCAUAAUCGUGUUCAAGAGAGGAUUCGCAACUCUCCCAUUUGGGUUCGUGUUUACCACAAACUGUUCUGA